Messenger RNA from Diatraea saccharalis (sugarcane borer), 756 nucleotides. The record is from the annotation of a GenBank genome assembly. NCBI's taxonomy places the organism in Eukaryota, Metazoa, Arthropoda, Insecta, Lepidoptera, Crambidae.
AUGAGUUUCUCUGGUAAAGUAGUGAUAGUCACGGGCGCCAGUUCUGGCAUCGGAGCUGCAGUUGCUGUCAUGUUCUGUAAAGAAGGCGCCAGCGUGGCUCUAGUCGCUAGGAAUGAGAAGAAAUUAAUGGACGUCUCCGUGAAAUGUUCAUUAGUCGGUGGGAAGCAUAUCAUCAUUAAAGCUGACGUCUCGAACGAUGAAGACGCCAAGAGAAUUAUUAGCGAGACCGUAACGAAAUUUGGUCAAUUAGACGUGCUCGUCAAUAACGCUGGAAUCAUUGCUUUUGGUAGCAUUCUCGAAGGAACUAUUCUUGAAACAUACGACAAAAUUAUGAAGAUCAAUCUGCGCGCCAUCGUUCACCUCACCAUGUUGGCCGCGCCGCAUCUUGUCAAAACCAAGGGGAACAUCAUUAAUAUCUCUAGUAUAGCCGGCAGUAUUGUUGUAGAUUCAUUUUUCUCUGCAUACUGUUGUUCUAAAGCCGGGUUGGAUCAUUUCACACGGAGCACAGCUGCGGAACUUGCGGCUUCUGGGGUCAGAGUAAACGCUAUAAGCCCUGGACCUGUAGUAACCGAUAUUUUUGAUAACGCUGGAUUUACACCAGAUUUAGUAUCUAAAUUACAAACUCCACUCGGAAGAGUAUCCCAAUCCGAGGAGAUCGCCGAUUUGAUUCUUUAUUUAGCUAGUGACAAAGCAAACGGUAUCACCGGUUCAAAUAUUGUCAGUGAUAAUGGCUGUAUGUUGCAUAUGCUUAAAUAA